Messenger RNA from Raphanus sativus (radish), 1527 nucleotides. RefSeq lists its product as uncharacterized. The coding region runs from base 1 to 1527 and encodes 508 amino acids. The record is from RefSeq and is a predicted model, not a curated record. Gene Ontology annotation, molecular function: zinc ion binding. The transcript is spliced from 4 exons. Lineage: Eukaryota; Viridiplantae; Streptophyta; Magnoliopsida; Brassicales; Brassicaceae.
AUGGUUCUAAUUUGCGUCGCCAUAGACUGUCCUUGGAGAGUGUACGCUGCACGGAUCGAUGGAACAGGGAAUUUUCAGAUAAGGCAAGCAACUUUCAGGCACUGCUGCUCGGUUGAUGCGAGGAGGAACUACCACAAGUUGGCAACAACACAAGUGAUUGGGGAGCUCAUACAAUCCCGAUUCAUCGGAAUCAAGCGAGGACCAACACCAGAAACCAUAAGAAAGAUUAUGCUGGACGACUACAACGUCAAUGUUUCAUACUGGAAAUCUUGGAGGGCACGUGAAAUUGCUAUGGAAAGUGUGUUAGGAUCUAUGGCCGGAAGCUACGCACUGAUGCCUGCAUACAUGGGCCUGCUAUUAACGACAAAUCCUGGCUCCCUCUGCGUCAUAGAAAAGACAGAGAGUGACGAUGGAGGUGUUCUUUUUAAGUAUGCCUUCAUAGCAUUUGGGGCAUCCAUCAAAGGCUACCGCUACAUGAGAAAAGUAAUUAUCAUUGAUGGAACAAGUCUGAAAGGGAAGUACGGAGGAUGUUUAAUGUCCGCUUGCGCACAAGACGGAAAUUAUCAAAUCUUUCCUCUUGCUUACGCGGUGAUGGAUAGUGAGAACGAUGAAUCAUGGGAAUGGUUCAUGAUGCAGCUUAGAACCUUUGUUGACAAUUCAGACGAGUUGGUUUUCAUAUCUGACCGCCACGGUAGCAUCUACUCUGCAAUAAACAAGGUGUUCCCCUCUGCAUCACAUGCGGCUUGCACAGUUCACUUGUGGAGGAACAUCAAGGCCCGUUUUAAAUCUAAAAGACUAGCCUCUCUUAUGUCGGCUGCAGCAAGAGCGUAUACUGUGGAAGGAUUCAAUAAGAAGUUUCUUGAUAUUCAACGUGCCAGCCCAGGGUGUGCAGGGUACUUGGUUGACAUAGGUUUCACUCAUUGGACACGCGCUCAUUUUCAAGGAGAAAGGUUCAAUAUAAUGGACUCAAAUAUUGCAGAAUCAUGGAAUUCAGUGUUGAAAGAAGCCAGAGAGUACCCCCUCAUCUCCAUGUGUGAGUACAUACGUACUACUAUCAUGAGUUGGUUUGCACUUCGCCGUGCAAAAGCUAUGGAGCAUAAGGGGGCACUAACGCCGAUGGUGCAACGCCAAGUGGAAGUCAACUUUGAGGCAUCGACAGCGUUGGCUGUAUGUGGUAUUAGCGAAACCGAGUUUCAAGUGAAGGCACAAACUGGAGAGUGUUUCUUGGUCAACCUCUUAGCUGGAACAUGUUCAUGCAAUGCAUAUGAGCAGUUACGAAUUCCAUGUCGCCAUGCAGUGGCGGCAGCUGGAAGAGCCAACAUCCCAACCGAGUCAUUGGUUGCAGCUGCGUACUUUGCGGACACGUGGCAUAGCGCGUAUGAGGCAAAGAUUUACCCAAUACCAUCUGUGGGGGGAAAAGAAGUAGGAGGAGAGUAUCACGGCGAUCUCCUACCGCCUGCGGUGAAGAGACCACCGGGGAGGCCACGAAAGGUGCGCAUUCUGUCGCGAGGUGAAGACAAGGCUUAG